Messenger RNA from Cantharellus anzutake, 1767 nucleotides. RefSeq lists its product as uncharacterized. The record is from RefSeq and is a predicted model, not a curated record. NCBI's taxonomy places the organism in Eukaryota, Fungi, Basidiomycota, Agaricomycetes, Cantharellales, Hydnaceae. The transcript is spliced from 3 exons. Bases 396 to 1742 code for a protein of 448 amino acids.
CACGUAGCGGUUUGAUUGUCUCACACUACUAGAGCCAUAUGUGGAAAGAGGCGCUUGUCAGUCUCCCUCGUCUGGGUCCCCACUGCGAAAAUGGGCAAGGGAGGAGGUCCCUAUGGCCCCGGUAGCUCGCAUUUUCCCUGGGCUAAACACGUCAUCAGCUCCAUGGUAUCAAAUGACUUGUACUUAUCAUGUGCAAGUACUUCACUCACCACCACUUCACCACCUCCACCACCUCCACUUCCACCAUUAUUACUAGCUAAAUCGUACUAACCUGGGCGAUUAAUACUCAUACAACCUGUUUCAGGUUUUAUCCUCUUCCACACCAUCCAUAAUCCGCUGGCUAUAGUUUUCUCUGGAUUGUGGUCAUCCUAACCUACCUUUUUCGAACAAUCGGUAUGAGCGAGGAUAACGAUGAGUUCGUUUUGCCGGGAUUAGACGCAGUAGCUAUCCAGCCAAGCCCGAUUCAAAGCCAACAGACCCUUUCUACCCCUCUUCUCCAAUGUUGUGAAUUACUUGUUCGCAACCUUCCCGCUGUUUCUCCGGAGUCCGCCGAGGCCCACCUUAGGAAAGUAGUGGCUGAUCUGCAAACACAAUACGCCAAGGUUGCGGUCUCUCGUUCGUCUACCAGAGGAAAACCUGUUGAUUACGCCUAUUUGCGUCUUGAUGCCUCUGUGCCAGAAUCAGUCAAGCAGGCUCGUUCAUUGAAGAAAUGGAUUAAGCCGCUUGAAGAGAUGGGUUUCCCGGUCGUAUGGAGUCCUAUGUUUGGUUUGGAUAAUCGCAGGGUCAUCACACUUAAGCAUGAUUCCGAUUAUGGUAACCCAAAGGAGUGGGAGGACCGGGUUAUGCAUGCAAUCAGAGCGAUCGAUAUCGGAGUGUACUAUGUAAGCCUCCACGGUGCUUUUACCUCUGCGCUCCUACAUUCCGAAGCCGAUGUUGCUCUUUUGGUGGACACUGGCCUAACUGUUGGGAGGAAAACUUACAGAGUGAAGGCUAAAGCUUGUGUCCAGCCAUUCUGGCCAUAUGCUGGAGCGGUUGUCGGACUCGCCCGCCAUACUGAAAACUUUGCGCAACGACUGGCUGGCAUUGUGCAGGCUAGAUUUCCUAAUCAUUAUCUGGCAAGUACUUUGGAGCUGGGGAAUAACGUUUUAGUUUUCUACGGCUUCUUUGUUCCCCGGUCUACUGUCGCCACGGUGAAUGGCCCUGCCUACAAGAUGUCUAGGGCCUAUGACCAGCUUGCCGAGCAUCUUCUACAGGCCCUGAUUAUGGUUGCGAGUGCGUAUCAUGUUAUACUCUGCCUUGCGGAGCAGAUGGAACAAAUCCUGGACAUUGUGAAUACCUUGUCCGUGGUCGCCCACACACAAACACAUGCGAUCGCUGCAGUCAACACAGCGGUGGCUGCAAUGGUGUGUGCGGUUGGAGGUCAGAUGGAGAUUUCAGGGGUUCGUGAGGAGAUAAGUCUCCUAAUUCGUGAGCGGGAUUCUGCGGAAUCGGAUGUGGAGAAGGAAGCGUUGACCAACAAGAUCAUGAUCCUUCACAAGACGAUUCAAUCCAAUUCUGAUGCGUACAGCGCGAACCUCAAGGCAUUGGAGGACCUGCAGAUGGUCCUAAGCAUGGCCGUCGAUUCCACGGCUCCCCAAACUAUGUCCGCACAAGCCGAGGACACAGGGACCUCCUCUCAGGACCUGGAAGGUUUUGAAGUUGAUGGCCUCUCUGUUGGCAACAGAUACCGAGCCGAUACCUAAGCAACAUCGUAAGGUAAUGCUUUUG